Messenger RNA from Quercus robur (English oak), 825 nucleotides. RefSeq lists its product as uncharacterized. Gene Ontology annotation, biological process: endoplasmic reticulum to Golgi vesicle-mediated transport. The coding region runs from base 151 to 576 and encodes 141 amino acids. NCBI's taxonomy places the organism in Eukaryota, Viridiplantae, Streptophyta, Magnoliopsida, Fagales, Fagaceae. Gene Ontology annotation, cellular component: TRAPP complex. The transcript has 3 exons. The record is from RefSeq and is a predicted model, not a curated record.
AUCUUCGGAUCUCUUUUUUUUUUUUUUUUUUUUUAAGAAUAAACGGCAGACCCUGCGAAUUAAUCCAUUUAUAUGCUUCAUCAUCAGUCUUUCUUAACUCAUCUUUGAUCUAUCUCAAAAGUUUAUCAGAUUCCGAAAUUGCCCUUUGGAAUGGCAGCUAUUUACAGCCUCUACAUCAUUAACAAAUCAGGUGGUUUGAUCUUCUACAAGGAUUAUGGGUCUGCUGGACGGAUGGACACAAACGAUAGCUUGAGGGUAGCGAGUUUAUGGCACUCGAUGCACGCAAUCUCUCAGCAGUUAUCGCCAGUUGCAGGUUGUUCAGGCAUUGAGCUUCUUGAAGCUGAUACAUUUGAUCUCCAUUGCUUCCAAUCACUCACUGGGACAAAGUUCUUUGUGGUCUGCGAGCCUGGGACACAGCACAUGGAAGCUCUCUUGAAAGUCAUCUAUGAAUUGUAUACAGAUUAUGUCUUGAAGAAUCCCUUCUAUGAGAUGGAGAUGCCCAUACGGUGUGAGCUUUUUGAUAUCAACCUUUCACUGACAGUACAGAAGGAGCGUGUUGCCUUGUUGGGCCGAUGAUCUGCACUGGAACUUGGAUCUGAUUUGAUCUUUUUUGAUCUGUUACCUUCGCAUGUACAUUUUCAGAGCAAUCUUAUCUUCUAAUUUGUAGAAGAUACUUUAUAUGUGAUUUAUGUUACACUCUGAUGUUAGUUUUUGAAAAUCACUAAACAAGUGAGGUAUGAGGUAUUCAACAAUGGAGAGGAAUUCUUUGUACUGGGGUAUGCAAAAAUCAUCUUGUUAAAAUUUAUUAAACUUUUAGACUCUGUA